Molecule: messenger RNA, 1047 nt
Organism: Impatiens glandulifera
Lineage: Eukaryota; Viridiplantae; Streptophyta; Magnoliopsida; Ericales; Balsaminaceae
Exons: 1
Coding region: 1-1047 (348 amino acids)
Source: RefSeq, a predicted model, not a curated record
AUGCAGCCGAAUGCAAAUACCGGUCUAUACCCCUCCCAGAUCGACAGGUUUCCGGUCAACUGUUCAACUCCUCCAAGGGAGAAUGCGACAUCGAUAGAAUUCAGUGACAGAGCCGAUCCAAAUCUCACCGAGCAAUCACCUCCUCCACAACCGGAAGUCCCCGCUUCAGACUUCACUAAAGAGUGGGUUGAGGACCGACUUCAAAAGCUUGAAGCAUCCACAUCGGAACGGAUUGAUAGCCGUAUCCAAGAGUUCGAUGACACAGUGGUUCAACGAUUCAAGGAUAGAUUCCAAAGAAUCACUGGCUCGGCACUCAAUUUCGCCGAUGCCACAUGGUUUCUUUUGAAUUCCAAUCGGGACCGAAUCUCAGAAAUCGGCGAUGAUAUGCGGGAAGAGGCGGUUCAGCGCGAUAAAUAUGUUCAGCGAACUGCAAUUCUGGAGGACGUAACCUCCGAUUUAAAGAAAGAUUUCGACCGGUUUGAGAGAGGAACCGAUCAACGGUUAACUGCGAUGAGUAAUGAUCUGGUCGGCACGACACUUGACCGGGUCUCCGAACUCGAAAAGACGAAUGUGGGUCUCGUGACCGAACUAAAGGCGCUCUCUGAACAGGUUGCCGAACUGCUAAAGGCAAAGGUGAACGCGGAUGCCGCGGCUAUAGCGGCCGAUGCUGAGACGACUAAAAGGAUCCAGGAUGCGCUGGAUGCCGAAGUAAGUAAAGAGAAAGAGGCACCGCGUUCUUCUCAGCUUACCGAAGAGGAAGAGGAAGCCGCGCGGAUUAAAAAGGCUAAAGUCAUGUUCCCAGGGUUUGCUGAGAAAGUAGCCGCUCAAGCUGCGGAGGAUGCCGCACGAUUGGAAAGGCAAAAACGGAAGCUGGAAGAAUUCGCCGAAGAAAACAAGAAGAAGAAGGCGGCUGCCUCCGCCUCAGCGCCGAAAAAGCGGAAGAGGGAGGCUCCUAAGAAGGAGGCCCUUAAGAAGGUUCAAAUAGCCGAGCUGCUCAGUGAGAUCUCUGAACCGGUCAUCCCGAAUGCAUCGCAGCAGGACGACUAA